Messenger RNA from Apodemus sylvaticus (European woodmouse), 1564 nucleotides. RefSeq names its product cytochrome P450 3A13. The transcript is spliced from 13 exons. Lineage: Eukaryota; Metazoa; Chordata; Mammalia; Rodentia; Muridae. Gene Ontology annotation, biological process: steroid metabolic process; oxidative demethylation. Gene Ontology annotation, molecular function: heme binding; testosterone 6-beta-hydroxylase activity; oxidoreductase activity, acting on paired donors, with incorporation or reduction of molecular oxygen, reduced flavin or flavoprotein as one donor, and incorporation of one atom of oxygen. Bases 53 to 1564 code for a protein of 503 amino acids. The record is from RefSeq and is a predicted model, not a curated record.
ACACAGAAUUGAGAGUAAAACCCAGAGAGAGACUUGUUUAAAGGAAGCAGCAAUGGACCUGAUCCCAAACUUUUCCGUGGAAACCUGGAUGCUCCUGGCUACCAGCCUGGUGCUCCUCUACCUAUAUGGAACUCAUUCACAUGGAAUUUUUAAAAAGUUGGGAAUUCCUGGGCCCAAACCUUUGCCUUUCUUGGGGACGAUUCUUGCUUACCGGAAGGGCUUCUGGGAAUGUGAUAUACAAUGUCAUAAAAAAUAUGGGAAAAUGUGGGGGUUGUAUGAUGGUCGACAGCCUGUUCUGGCUAUCACGGAUCCAGACAUAAUCAAAACAGUGCUGGUGAAGGAAUGUUACUCCACCUUCACAAACAGGCGGAACUUUGGUCCGGCGGGGAUUUUGAAAAAAGCCAUCUCUGUAUCUGAGAAUGAAGAAUGGAAGAGAAUCAGAGCCCUGCUGUCUCCAACCUUCACCAGUGGGAAGCUCAAGGAGAUGUUCCCCAUCAUUAACCAGUAUACAGAUGUGUUGGUGAAAAACAUGAGGCAGGGAUUAGAGGAAGGAAAGCCCACCAGUAUGAAAGACAUCUUUGGGGCCUACAGCAUGGAUGUGAUCACAGCCACCUCAUUUGGAGUGAAUGUUGAUUCCCUCAACAACCCACAGGAUCCUUUUGUGGAAAAAAUCAAGAAGCUCUUAAAAUUUGAUAUCUUUGAUCCACUGUUCCUCUCAGUGACACUCUUUCCAUUCCUUACCCCAGUAUUUGAAGCACUAGAUGUCUCCUUGUUUCCAAGAGAUGUCAUAAACUUUUUUAAAACUUCAGUAGAAAAAAUGAAAGAGAACCGCAUGAAAGAGAAAGAAAAGCAAAGAGUUGAUUUUCUUCAGUUGAUGAUAAACUCCCAGAAUUCCAAAAUCAAAGACUCUCAUAAAGCAUUAUCCGAUGUGGAGAUUGUGGCGCAGUCAGUUAUCUUUAUUUUUGCUGGCUAUGAGACAACUAGCAGUGCUCUUUCCUUUGUUUUGUAUUUGCUGGCCAUUCACCCUGAUGUACAGAAGAAACUACAGGAUGAAAUUGAUGCAGCUCUUCCCAAUAAGGCACCUGCCACCUAUGAUACCCUGCUACAGAUGGAGUAUUUAGAUAUGGUGGUGAAUGAAACUCUCAGAUUAUAUCCAAUUGCUGGAAGAAUUGAGAGAGUCUGUAAAAAAGAUGUUGAAAUCAAUGGGGUGUUCAUUCACAAAGGGACUGUGGUGAUGAUACCAACCUUUGCUCUUCAUAAAGACCCGAAUUACUGGCCAGAGCCUGAGGAAUUCCGCCCUGAAAGGUUCAGCAAGAAUAAUCAGGACAGCAUCAACCCUUACGCAUACCUGCCCUUUGGGAACGGACCCAGGAACUGCAUUGGCAUGAGGUUUGCUCUCAUGAACAUGAAAGUUGCUCUUGUCAGAGUCCUGCAGAACUUCUCCUUCCAACCCUGCAAGGAAACUCAGAUCCCUUUGAAAUUAAGCAAACAAGGACUUCUUCAACCAGAGAACCCACUCCUUUUAAAAGUUGUGUCCAGAGACGAGACCAUUAGUGGAGCUUGA